AUGUUUGCUCGUCGGGCGCUGCUGGGGAGGACCACGGCGCUGAGGUCCGCGCUGGUGGCACGACACCCCGGCUGCGGCAGCAAUGCGCAUGCGUUGCGUUGUGACAGACGGGACUUUGGACAGCUUUUUUCAAAUCUCGCCACGCACUCGCUGCAGGUGCAAGGGUGUGCCUCCCUUAGCACACUCCUUUACUCCCCGCUGGGCACUGUAAUGCUGGUUGUGUUGGCGUACAAUGUGGUGGUCAUCGGCUCGAAGCACGUCAUUUACACCAUGGAAAUUACGGGGAAAGAUUACGUGCAGGAUCAGCAGCUGCAUAUGAUUAUGAAAUAUGGCAUAACGGCAUGCGUCCUUCUUGCGAUGGAGGUCUUAUUUGUGGAGGUUUGA
Messenger RNA from Trypanosoma cruzi, 384 nucleotides. RefSeq lists its product as uncharacterized. Lineage: Eukaryota; Euglenozoa; Kinetoplastea; Trypanosomatida; Trypanosomatidae. The coding region runs from base 1 to 384 and encodes 127 amino acids. The transcript has a single exon. The record is from RefSeq and is a predicted model, not a curated record.